GAGGUGGGCCAAGAAAAUGCUGGGAAAAGUUCCUCCCCGUUCAUGAUCUCAAAAGUCAUCAGACAAUAAGUUCAAGCACACUCUGGGGAUACAAUGUAGGCAACUAAACAAUGUUUCGGAAAGGCGAGGAGUCGGUCGAUCGGCUGCUGUGCGGUGGAAGUUUGUGGAAAGAGAAUCAAAUCAGUCUCCAAAAUUACGAACACCCCUUUUCGAAGACGUCUCGUGUUGUCUGUCUCCCCCCUUGAGGCCAUCGACCUUCUCCGUCAUCAAUGUCUGCAGAGAAAAAAAUGUGUUCAAGUUGUGGUUUGGAGAUAGUUGACAAAUACCUGCUCAAGGUGAACGACCUAUGCUGGCACGUGAGGUGCCUGUCGUGCAGCGUGUGUCAAACUUCCCUCGGACGUCAUGUCAGUUGCUACAUUAAAGAAAAAGAAAUAUUUUGCAAACUCGACUACUUGAGGAAAUAUGGAACACGUUGUGCCCGUUGUGGAAGGAACAUACAUUCGCAUGACUGGGUCCGGCGAGCUAAAGGAAACACCUACCACAUGGCUUGUUUUGCGUGCUACUCCUGCAAGCGACAGCUGUCCACAGGAGAGGAGUUUGCCAUGUUUGAUGAAAGGGUCCUGUGCCGGGUGCAUUACGACCACGUGCUUGAUAAUUUGAAACGGGCUGUAGAAAAUGGCAAAGAAGAGAACGAUGAGGGAGCUGUACCCUCGGAGCAGGAUACAAGCCAACCCAAGGCAUCCAAGAGGGCCCGCACAAGUUUCAACUCUGAUCAGCUUCAGGUAAUGCAAGCUCAGUUUGUCCAGGAAAAUAACCCAGAUGGUCAGACCCUACAGAAGCUGGCGGAAAGGACUGGCCUCAGUCGCAGAGUUAUUCAGGUUUGGUUCCAGAACUGCCGAGCCCGGCACAAGAAGCAUGCGAGUCCCAGUCACACAUCGUCUGGUCCACUGUCGGUCCUCCAGCCUGCCAGGCUCAGCCCUCCUCUGGUGGACGAGUUGCCCUUGAGCAGCUACUCUUCAGUGGGUUCGCCCAUCCUCACGGCUCUGCAUUCAUACAUGGAUGUGCAUCCUCCUAGUACAUCUCUACUUUUCCAGCCUCUUCUCGCCCAUUCGAUGGCACACCUGCCAGUCAACCACGCCUGAACCUCCCAUCCAGUGUGAAAGACUUGCCUCGAAGAGGUCAUUUGAGAACCACAGGAAAAAAUUAUAGAAAUUGGAGUCUGUUACACUAGAGCUCAUGACUGAUA
Molecule: messenger RNA, 1246 nt
Organism: Clupea harengus (Atlantic herring)
Lineage: Eukaryota; Metazoa; Chordata; Actinopteri; Clupeiformes; Clupeidae
Gene: lhx8a
Product: LIM homeobox 8a
Biological process (GO): neuron differentiation; regulation of transcription by RNA polymerase II; forebrain neuron development
Cellular component (GO): nucleus
Molecular function (GO): RNA polymerase II transcription regulatory region sequence-specific DNA binding; DNA-binding transcription factor activity, RNA polymerase II-specific
Source: RefSeq, a predicted model, not a curated record